AUGCCUCAGGCGAUGCUGUCCCAACGCAUUUUGACCCGGCGCCUGCCCCAGGUGGCUGCCCGCUAUACCACUCCCCGCGCCUCAUUCUCUCAAGUCCGAUCUCUUGCGGCUGCCGAGCUUGACGAUCCUUUGCAGAAUGGCAACUACCAGAACCCUCCCCGUAUGAAGCGUGCGUUCCGCGAUCCUCACGCCGACUGGUGGGACAAGCAGGAAAGACGAAACUUUGGCGAGCCGGUUCACGAGGAGAACGAAAUUCUCGGAGUCUUCAGUCCUGAGCAGUACACCCACGUUUCCGCUCGCAAGGGUCUCUUCCAGGUUGGAUGCUUCAUUGUCACCUUUUUGGGAUUCUGCGGCGUCGUCAGCUUCUACUACCCGGACAAGCCUAGUGUUCCCAAGACCUUCCCUGGAGGCUUGGAGAAAGAGCUUGGAGGUCCGAAUGCUUUGCCGGCUCGCAAAGAGGGUGAGGACAAGUGGUAA
Aspergillus wentii DTO 134E9 is the source of this 477-nucleotide messenger RNA. RefSeq lists its product as uncharacterized. The record is from RefSeq and is a predicted model, not a curated record. NCBI's taxonomy places the organism in Eukaryota, Fungi, Ascomycota, Eurotiomycetes, Eurotiales, Aspergillaceae. The transcript has 4 exons. Bases 1 to 477 code for a protein of 158 amino acids. Gene Ontology annotation, cellular component: mitochondrion.